This is a messenger RNA of Girardinichthys multiradiatus, 3370 nucleotides long. Its product is annotated as zinc finger protein 271-like. NCBI's taxonomy places the organism in Eukaryota, Metazoa, Chordata, Actinopteri, Cyprinodontiformes, Goodeidae. The transcript is spliced from 2 exons. Bases 685 to 2958 code for a protein of 757 amino acids. The record is from RefSeq and is a predicted model, not a curated record.
GAAGAAGAAGAGGAAGAAGAGGUUGAUGCUCUUCUGCUCUUAAUUUAAAUAUGUUCUAACACCACCGAUCACUCUAAGUGCUAGUACCAUUUGCAGCAUCUCUUUAACAACAAAUGUUUUUCUAGUUUAGGCAGCAAAUGCAGCCUGAGAGAGACCAGUUAGCCUCCGUGCUAACUCAGAAGCUAACUCUCCUUGGAUAAACAGCAAAGAGUUUCCUUUUUAGAAAAAAGUGCGAAUAGGACCUGACACACAAAAUAAUGGACAUUUAUUGGACCCUGAACUGUUUCGAGUCUUUAAAUAGAAAAGCGAGUUUGGCCGGUAAGAGAAUCGUUUUGAAGAGGGGAACAGUAGCUAGCCAGCAGUUGCGCUGACUGGCUGCAGCAACACGUCAGCGUAUCCGCCAUAUUGGAAGAGGACACAGCGGCCAGUAACCUGGCUGAAAUGUACCAGCUGCUGUUUUUACCGGAAUAAAAACGUUUUGGGCUUUUAAAAUUUUCAAGAACAUGUGUUUUUGCAUUCCGGUUUAGUAUGUCUAUGUGAUGUAAGUCAUUUUUAGUAGACGCAACCAGUUUCCUUUCAGAGGACAACAUAGAAGGGGCUCCACACAGAGAAUAUUGGAUGUUUGUUGAACCAUGUAUGACUAACUAGCUAACAUAAAUAUAGAAGAAGGUCUUCUGCAGCAUCAUGUCUGUUACUACUUGGGAAGUUCUGGCUGAUAAUUUUCUCGUAACUAAGGAGAGGUCCUCCAUUCUUGAUCAAAAGACAUCAACCGAAUUGGAAAUAAAGAAAGAACUGGAGAAACCAGAACCACUGACUGAGAAAAAACAAGAACCAGAAUCUCAACCAAUUAAAGAAGAACAGGUUGAACUGUGGAUUUUUCAAAAUGAAAGGCAGCUUGUAGUGAAGCAGGAGACCAACACCUUUAUGGGUACUUCGGCUUAUGUGGAAAUAUUCAACAAUGGACCAGAACUGCAGCAAAUGACAGGUAUAAAGGAGGAACCAGAGCCUGUACAGAUUAAAGAAGAACAGGAGGAAUUAGAACCUGGUCAGAUGAAAGAGGAACUCUGCAGUAAUCAGGAUGAAGAACAUCUUGUUGCGAAGCAGGAGAUGAACGGCUUUGUGAUGAUUCCUACUUGUGAGCAAAAAGACAACAGUGAACCAGAAUCAAACAAGACCCAGUUCCUCUCUGCAAACAGCCUUGAAGCUGACAACCAACAUCAGCAUGGAAGCAAUCAGAAAGACUCAGGAUUAAGUAGAGAAAAAGAUCUGAGGCCAAAAAAAGAGGUCUCAAAGAAACUCAUCAGAGGUCAUAAACAUCGUGUAAAUGAUUCAAAACUAGAAAAGCAGGAAAAAAUGUUGCCCUCUUGUGAAGUAUGCGGUAAAUGUUUUACUCAGCGCCGGUACUUGACUGCUCACAGGAGAAUUCAUACAGGUGAGAAACCGUAUGCUUGUGAGUUAUGUGAUAAAUCUUUCAGGCAGGGCAGUGAUUUGACUCGUCACAUCAGAACUCACACAGGUGAGAAGCCAUUUUCUUGUAAAAUUUGUUGUACAUCUUUUAAUGACAGUAGUCAUUUAACUGUACACAUGAGAACCCACACAGGUGAAAGGCCGUAUCCUUGUAAGGUGUGUUGUAAAUCUUUCAGUAAAAACUGUCAGUUGACUAUUCACAUGAGAACUCACACAGGUGAGAAGCCUUAUUCUUGUAAAAUCUGCAGUAAAUCUUUCAGUAAUGGUAGUCAUUUGACUAAUCACACAAAAACCCACACAGGUGAGAAGCCGUUCUUGUGUCUAACUUGUGAAAAAGCUUUUGCCAGACAGUCUGACUUAACUGUGCACAUUAGAACCCACACAGGAGAUAAGCCGUUCCUUUGCCUGGUUUGUGGUAAAGGUUUUGUCCAGAAAACUACCCUGAGUUAUCACAUGAGAACUCACACAGGUGAGAAACCCUUUCCAUGUGACCUGUGUGAUAAAUCUUUCAUACAAAGCAGUGAUCUGUCUCGUCACCUUAGAACCCACACAGGUGAGAAGCCGUUCUCUUGUGAGUUAUGUGAUAAAUCUUUUAAACAGAGUAGUGAUCUGGCGAAUCAUGUAAUAACUCACACGGAUGACAAGCCGUUCUCAUGUGUAACUUGUGGAAGAAGUUUUAACAAACAAUACAACCUGACUGUCCACACGAGAACUCACACGGGUGAAAAGCCGUAUCCUUGCGAAUCAUGUGAUAAAUCUUUCAGGAGGAGUAGUGAUUUGGCCCGUCACAUCAGUACCCACACAGGUCAGACACUGCAUCCAUGUAAAUUUUGUCUUAAAUCUUUUAGUGACAUUAGCCAUUUGACCAUUCACCUAAGAACCCACACAGGUGAGACGCCCUAUUCUUGUAAAGUGUGCAGUAAAUCUUGUAGUGACAGUAGUCAUUUGGCUAAACACAUUAGAUCUCACACCAUAAAAAGGCCCUUUUCUUGUCUUACUUGUGGAAAAGGUUUUCCCAGGCAGGCUGACUUGACUGUGCACAUGAGAACUCACACAGGUGAGAAGCCUUUCCAAUGCCUGGCCUGUGGUAAAGGUUUCAUCCAGAAAACUACUUUGACCUAUCACAUGAGAACUCACACAGGUGAGAAGCCUUUUCCUUGCAAGUUGUGUGAUAAAACGUUCAUGCAGAGUAGUGAUUUGGCUCGUCAUCUCAGAAUCCACUCAGGUGAGAAACCGUAUCCGUGUACAUUGUGUAAUAAAUCUUUUCGGCAGAGUAACGAUUUGGCUCGCCACAUAAAGACUCACACUGGUCAGAAGCCGUAUUCCUGUGAGGUGUGUGCUAAAUCUUUUAGUGUUAGAUGUCAUUUGACUUACCACAUGAGGUCACACUCCGGUGAGAAGCCGUAUCCCUGUGAAUUAUGUAAUAAAUCUUGUAAUGAUUUGGCUCGUCACACAAUGACCCACAAUGAAAAGAGGAUUUCUCAUGUGUGACCUGUGGAAAAGGUUACAGCAACCAAUCUAACUUGACUGUUCACAUGAGAACUCACACUGCUGGGAAAGUGAAUUGUUUGGGCAGUUAUUCACUGUCAGAAAAAAUGUACAAUUAAUCCCUUUUGUCCAGUUAUGGGUAAAAAGAAGGGGGUAGGAACCAGUGCUGCACCAAAAUUAUGCCACAAAUUCCAGAUGGCGCAAGAAUUGCAACAACUGACAGAGAAAAUAAUAUAAAUCAGUUACAAAUUCAGGAACUUAUCAUUUAACUAAGAAACCUAAAAUGUUGACAUUUUUGGUGAUUUGUGUUAUUCGUGGUCAGUGUGAAAUACAGGUCCUUCUCAAAAUAUUAGCAUAUUGUGAUAAAGUUCAUUAUUUUCCAUAAUGUCAUGAUGAAAAUGUAACAUUCAUAUAU